Aplysia californica (California sea hare) is the source of this 3946-nucleotide messenger RNA. RefSeq names its product extracellular tyrosine-protein kinase PKDCC. The record is from RefSeq and is a predicted model, not a curated record. Gene Ontology annotation, biological process: protein phosphorylation. Bases 302 to 1912 code for a protein of 536 amino acids. Gene Ontology annotation, molecular function: non-membrane spanning protein tyrosine kinase activity; ATP binding. NCBI's taxonomy places the organism in Eukaryota, Metazoa, Mollusca, Gastropoda, Aplysiida, Aplysiidae. The transcript is spliced from 7 exons.
ACAAGGUUAUUCUUUUGUGUUAGUGUGCGUGGUUAUGUACUGUGUGGGAAGUGUAAAAGUGGAUCUUUCCCAUCACCCCAGCAAGAUUUCACAAUGAGACAUGCACCUGGACUUCCAACGCUGUUGUGGCUGAGCUCCGAUACUAAGCAAAUAUUUCAUGGAGCCUGAGCCUUGUCUAUUGUGAGACGAACGAAAAUGCUGAUUUGAGACCGCCGUCGCCUCCUACUUAUAGUAAGCCUUGAGUUCGAUGUUCGUCUGACUCCAAUGUCCAUCUGACCCCAAUGUUCAUCUGAUUCCCAUCAUGGUCAAGAUGAAACAUUCCUAUGGGUCUCGGCGUCGCCCGCGAAGUUUGAGCAUGGAUAGCGUCAAGCUCUUCGCCGGGUCCUGCCUUUUCGUGUUCGUCAUGGGUAACCUCAUCAUGCUUCAAACUUACCACAGUUUUGUGGCACCAAAACCGGAAGGAAUCGCCGGCAAAGGUGGCGUGGACCUGGAUGCUGGCUCCCCCUUCUUCAGAUCUGAGAGAGAUUCUUCUCGACGCGAAAGGAGAGAUAUUUUUCGUGAAUUCGCGGAUGAAUUUUUGCCGAAAAUUGUCAACAUCGGACAGGGGGAUAUUGGGGAGAAUCAGUAUUCUGUUAUAGAAGGACGGGUGCGGAGGCUUAUGCAAGACGGGGGUAAAGACUUAUUUGGAAAAUUGUUACAAAAAUCUAGACUAAAAGAAUCAGAACGGAACUUAGUUUUUAGAAAUUCAGCAUCGAAACUGCCGGUGGAUAUUAAAGAUCUUCCCAGUCAGGGCUACCCUCAUAGGGACCAUCUACUUGACUGUUCGGACAUUGAAAAGAUCCAGAACAUGCGCUACAUAGGCGGGGGCUGGACCAAGGCAGUGUAUCAGGGAGAGUUCCAAGGCCAUGGGGUGGCGGUCAAGACGGUGGAUAUCAAUGGACACGACGUGAACCGGUGCCUGGGAGACGCCCGGAAUAUGUCGUACUGUUACCACAGAGCGGCGCGGAAAAUCAUCAAGGAGAUUGUACUGCUACAAGCUCUGGUAGACGAGAACGUCAUCAAGGUCCUCGGCUUCUGCGUUCCCACCAAGCCUUUUGACGGGGACGUCGACAGCACCGUUGCCAUGGUAACGGAGCUCGGGGAGCCCAUUGAUCAGAUCAAGCUCUUACAGAUGUCCUGGGAGGAUCGGCUCAAGGUGUCCUAUGACAUUGUGAAGCUAAUUGAGUACCUGGCUCGGACCCCGUACGGCUCUCUGGUGCUCAACGACUUCCGCCGCACGCAGUUCGUCCUGGUCAACGGGACUCUCAAACUCUCUGAUGUCGACGACGCUGGGUUCGGGGAGCCGACCUGUACCCGAGAUGCUGACUGUUCCUUCAGGUCUUCCGAUGUGAACACUACGAAACACUUGGGUUGCUCCAAAGGAUUCUGUAAAAACCACAAUGAAUUCCACAAUAUUCUGAAGACAGGACACCAUUUCACCUCCUUCCUUCUGCCUCACGGGGCACCCAAAAUGUUAAGGCCUCUGAUAGACAAAAUCAUUGACAACUUUGAGAAACUUACCGUCAGCUCCAAAGGACUCCUACAAGAAAUGUCCAGAGUGGUUGAGCUCUACAAAGCUGGAGCCUAUUUGGACAGGGGUCCCCAAGGAAGUGAUUACUCAGCACAUUACCUGCAGGACCUGCCUGGCCAGUUUGACUACAGAUGUCGCUUCUCUAUGUCUGGAGGUGCCUGCACGUUGUCUGUCUUUGACCUGAGAGAAGCUCAAGACAUUUGUGAUAUGGAUGAAGAGUGCCAAGGCUUUAUCUGGACAAGGAAGAAAACGUGGACGGGUCGAACUCUGGUUCAUCUAAAGAAUGGAAAAGGCACACCCUCAGCAAAUUCAGAGACAGACUUGUAUGUGAAGCCCUCGUGAACUUCAGAAAAUCACCUUUUUCAGAAAUACGUCACAACCACACGUGUGGUGACACAAACUGGCACUGUGAAUUGCCCUUGUUCCUUUAUCAGUCAGUUCCUUGAUCCUUGAUUGUUUCUGUCGUGGAAUAAAUCUGAUAGCUAUACUGAACACAAAGCGUCUAGCAGAAAAGAUGUGUCAGUAAUAUGGGUUGGAAGACUGCACAACAUAGAUAUUGAUUUAUGUGACGACUCAAAAAGAGAAAAAUGACCUGCAGUGUACGACAGAAUCUUUCAUGACCUGAUAGUGUUGACAGGAGAAUAAGCGUCAAAAUCAAACUGAACUUACCUCAGAUUUUACCUAUGGUAAGCUUGUUUUUACCUAUCCAGAGGUUGUUUUCAUGAUCUUUGUUACACAGAAAGCUAAUGUCGUUAUGAGGUUUUGAAGAAAAAUUGACUAUUUCUAGGCUGUCUGCCUCCGUUUACUGAUGUCUUUUUAAUUUGUUUUACACAAAGAAAAUAAGGCAUCAAUAAAUUACAUAUAAAGGCCUCUAUUGUUGAAACAUUCUUUUGACGGUUGCAAACAUCAUGAACUGAGGGAAUAGACGAUGAAAAUAUGGUUCUUUCAGAAAAUCAGUCACUCUAUGUGUUCCUCGCCGGUGUUGGGAUGAGUGUUAGUUGCCCCAUCCCCCAGCACCUCUCUUGUGUUACAAGGCUAUUUGGCUGCAUUCGUGAACCUCUGCACUAUAUGCUGAGCCGAUGUCUCUUUAUGAGUGCCAUACUGCUUUUUGUUCUGUUGUACGUGCGAGAAGUUGCGUGAAAUUUUAUAUGGAGUCUGUUUGAUUCCAGCAGACUGUUCUAUGAUUGCAGGAUAUUACAUUCUACACGUAAAUACUAAGGAAAGUUAAGGUUUUCACUCAAGAUUUGAAAGUUUAGACUUCAGUUUCAUUUGUUGUUGUUAUUUAAAGAAGACUCUUCAUACCUUCAUUCCUGGGCUCCUGGAGCGGGAUGCACAAUACACCUGGGCUCCCUUGGGUUGUCUGCUAGGUUUAGGUUACUCCAUGCUCAAGUAUACAUUCUGUUCACAGAAGGGUAAAGGUAGCACAUGAGGGUUAAGGGAUUCUACACCUGAAUUAUAUUGCCUCUCGUCAUCUUUUUAUUUUUGAUCAAUUCAAAAAUUAGUUUGCCUUUUUGUCAAAAUAAUUCUUAAUGCUCAUGUGAAAGGUAAAAUGUUUUCAGAAAGUUGUGGGAUAAGCUUGAUGUAGUGACUCACGUACUGACUGUCAAGUCUGUAGAAGGUUCACUAUUUAAAUAAUUUUUUUUGACUUUUGUCUUUGGCACUUUGUGUGACAUGUCACUGUCACCAUGGUGAUGUGUCAUCACUGCACUUUGAUGCUUGAAACAGUGACUAUGAGACAGCAUCAUAUGCAUUCCUGUGAUACUUUUCAUGUAUGUGAAAUGUGCAUAAGUUAUUUCCUCCAAGUACUUCUUGAAAUUCCAUUAUGUCACAGAGCGAAUCAGAAUUGUGGUGGUUGCCACAGUAACUGCCAAAACCAUGUUUUUAAAAUCAAUUAUUUGUUGUUGCUUAGAGGAUGAUGUGUGCGAUAUUAUUGGUAUGGUUUUGUGGAUGAGACUGCUAGUCUUUAUGAAUGAGAAAAGGUUAAAUCUAGGCUGGUGACAGGAUGCUUUGGAAAGAAUGUUUGAAAAGAACUGUCAUUUAUAAAAUGACUGAAUGUUAAAUGUGCUCAUGGAGGAGACAUUCUGUGAUUAGGAACUAAUCAUGCUAUAAUUCAAAAGCUAGUGAAAGACUAUUAUUGAUCUGUUUCUGUGUGAGAUGAUGAAAGAUUAUACUUGAAUGAUAGUCAUGUGGGUAGUGGUGAUGAAUUGGUUGUGAAGAUGAGAGAAAAAUAUGGUUAUUUCAGGUGUCGUCAAAUGCUGAGUGUGUUUCUAUGUCAGCAAUUGUGAAAAUAAAGUCAUUGAAAACAUGGUUAGUCCCAAUAAUUCUCAUGUUGAUGAGCUGUUUCAAGUUCAAUAAACUUUUGUUUGAACCAAUCAA